Molecule: messenger RNA, 315 nt
Organism: Mesorhabditis spiculigera
Lineage: Eukaryota; Metazoa; Nematoda; Chromadorea; Rhabditida; Rhabditidae
Source: the annotation of a GenBank genome assembly
AUGGAGCGCGAUCUGCGCAUCAAGGCGUUCAUGGAGGAGUACUCACGGCUAAUGUCACUUUUCGACGACAUAAUGACGAUGAAGAACGCGAUGCUGCGACUCGAAAUCUACAUGGUCAUCAUGGUGUGCCAGAUUGCGUGCGGUGUCAUGGCAGCGGGUAUCUUCCUACUUUGCCGGAUGUACCAUUCGCGUAAGAAUCAUGGUGAAUACCAUGUUGAGCAUCGCUUCGAGAGACCGUCCUGUGCGUGCAGUUCUCCAUCACCGACACCUCUAAAACCGACUGUCGACAUUCCAUCGCUCGUCAAAAAACCGGUG